AUGCAGAACGAAAUGCAUUCCCAGCGAAGACAAUCUGAUUGGCUAUUCAGGAAACUUAGGGAAGUUAUGAUAGAAGAGUGCUAUCAGUAUAGGAAUAGCGAGCAGCCGCAGCUAGAUGCCGUCUUCAAUGCGAAGCAAUGGGAGCAGUUUGUCAACAUGGCACAAUCCAAGAUCAGGAUAAGUAAGCAGUGCCUCGCUUCGCUUGUUAGGACAGCUGAGUAUUGGGGAAUGAACAAGGUCCAGUACUAUGAGUGGGCGUCAAUGGGCGUCAAGUACUGCGAUGUGCUGGUCACUGCUGCUUCUCAAAAUCCUGUCUGGGAGGAGGCCCGCGUCAAACUAAAUCAGCUGCUGUUGAGAAGGAUCGCCGAAGGGCGUUUUCUAAGGACGACUGCAAAUCCCAUUUACCUACUCGAUCUAGAGCACCUUAUAGCCUGGACAGACAAGACCAACUUUGAGAAGAGAGGCCGCAGAGCGUACACUUUAAAGUAUGAGCCGAUUACCGAAUCCGAUCUACCAGUUGGUUAUGGGCUUGACCAAUUCGGGCUUAUUAAGCACCAAAUCAUCUGCACAAAGGCGAGAAUGAAUUCACGACAACUACAACAGCCCCAUCUGACAGUUGUCCUUCUCAACAAUGUUCUCGUAGCUGGCAAGCCUUGCAGAUUGCGACGUUACUAG
This is a messenger RNA of Pyrenophora tritici-repentis Pt-1C-BFP, 675 nucleotides long. RefSeq lists its product as uncharacterized. NCBI's taxonomy places the organism in Eukaryota, Fungi, Ascomycota, Dothideomycetes, Pleosporales, Pleosporaceae. The record is from RefSeq and is a predicted model, not a curated record.